This is a messenger RNA of Formica exsecta, 3309 nucleotides long. RefSeq names its product neurotrophin 1 (gene NT1). Gene Ontology annotation, cellular component: extracellular region. Gene Ontology annotation, biological process: central nervous system formation; innate immune response; regulation of Toll signaling pathway. Bases 349 to 2304 code for a protein of 651 amino acids. The transcript has 9 exons. Gene Ontology annotation, molecular function: Toll binding; growth factor activity. The record is from RefSeq and is a predicted model, not a curated record. Lineage: Eukaryota; Metazoa; Arthropoda; Insecta; Hymenoptera; Formicidae.
CACGUGGACCACGUGGGGAGGCUCUUCUCGUCUCCUACCAUUACGGGAGAACUGACGUUUCGCGCCAGUUCGAAGAGCAGAUCGGCUGUAGAUGGAUUUGGCGAACAAGCAUCGGUACCGAGAGAAUCCUCCGGAAUAAAGAUCCUUUAAGGGAGCUUCAAACAACCCUUCGCCAACACGUGCCGUUCGUGAAUCAGAAGAUAAUUGUUCCGGUUAAAGCGGAAAUCAUCAUUUUAGUGAUAUUGUUUUUUAUAAUAGUGUUGAAAAAUUUGCAGUGGUAGUGACAGUGGGAUUCGUGAUAGAUCGAUUGAUAUUGGAGUUGUUGAUGAGUCUUAGUAAUUUGUUAGAAUGAGGAUAGGACGGUCAUGCUGGGUGUUGCUGACAGUCGUGCUACUGUCCCCGAUCCAUGCCGAAAAGGAUGCUGACAAUAUCGACGUCAACGAUGGCGAGAAAGCUCAGGAGAAGAUAUCGACGUUACUGAAGCUGGUCGACGAGGACGGCAAAAACAGAACAAACAAAGUACGAGAAGUAGUAGCAUCCGCGAUGAAGAGACCGGAGAAGCGCGAACAAAUUGGCGAAGUAAUACCGAUAAUGCGUAGCAUGUCUCCGCCGCAAAAGUUGGCAAUGGCAACGAUAAUUUCCACGAAAAUAUCCAAGAACGAUACCACAUUUCCGCCACUCGAAAAGGCACAAUCCCUCCUAGGUGAUGGGAAUCGACGAGAAAACGCGAGCAGAGAAUUGAUGCUGCCGAUCAGCAUGGAUAUAGCGAAGAUCAUAUCCGACGAUUCCGACUCCGAGGAAAGCAACGAGGAGGAGGAGGACGAGAUGCCUGAAACUUUACCGGAGGCUCAAGAAUUGCGAUUAAUAAGGCCGCAAGAGCGACGACGGCCCGUGUACAUCACACCAUUGCGGCCACCGAGACCAUCUCCUCCAAACAGAAGGAAUGUUUACACAGGUCAAUCAAGGCCGCCCAUCAUGCGGCCGUCUAAACGUCCGAACGACCCGAAGAGAAGGCCCACGGAAAACGAAUGCACUUUCUUCACGAAGACGGUGUGUCUCGAGGCCAACGAUUAUCCGCACGAGGCGAUUAUGAGGAGUUUGAGAUCCAAUAAGGAAAUGGUAGCGGCAUUGUUGACCGACUAUAAGGCGCAAGAUUACGGAAGCGCGGAGGAAAAAUUACCGAGUCCUUUACCUUUGGAGAAUAAAUAUGAGAAUAGAUACGAGAGCAAUGAGAUUAAAAGAAGAUCCGACAAUCCCUUUGACAACGUGGAGGAGGGUUUCACCUGCCCGUCGACUGUCAAGUAUGCUCGCCCCCAAUUGGCGAGAGCUGCUUCCGGAGUCUGGAAGUAUAUAAUAAAUACAGGCGAACACACCCAGACGAUACGACUGGAAAAGUGCUCUAAUCCACAUUCGAGCUGCUCGUUCAUCUCCGAAAACUACCGGUCUUCCUGCGUACAAAUUUACAACUAUCACAGACUAUUGACUUGGGAUCAAAAAUUGGGAUUGCACAUGGAUAUAUUCAAAGUUCCGACUUGCUGCAGCUGCCAUGUACACGGCUACUCUGAGAUCUUUCCGCCGCAUCAGACGGAUCCCCCGACAAAGACUAAGGAGACGUUCCCGGGUGCGGACUUCGUGACGGUUAAUGAUCCCAAAGACGAUUUUCAGAACAAUCUCAAUCACAUCAGUAAAUAUACUUCCACCUCUAGUUACGACUCCAAUCACGGUACUUUUUUUCGAAAUUAUUUGUCAUCGUCCAUCCUUCGAACGAUCUUGUCGGUGAACGCGCGUGAUUUUUUUUCAGUGUCCAGCAAUAAAAAGCCGGUGCUGGACGUCAGCGUGACGAGCAGGCCUACCUUCACUAUUCCGAACAGAAACAGACCGAAGAAGCCCUCGUCGAUCCCGAGGCCGUACGAUAAAUUACCGCAGCAGCACGCGCCCAACACGCGAGCACCCGGUUACAAGGGUCCGCUGACUAAAAUCAGAACCAAUCGACCUAAUAGACCGCCCUUCAGACGAGAGUCCACCUCUCACGAGGAUUACAUGGAAUCUUCCCGUAACAGUUCGGCUAUCAACCGAUACAGUCAACCGUACGAUCAAGACGUGGAUGCCACGUCGAGGCUGCAGAACGGAGGCUUCGACGAAGAAUAUCACGAACCGCAUAGGAGAAUCAACUAUAAUUAUCACCCUAUCAUAGACUUUUUUAAACCGGAAGCUUCCAUGCUGCAAUCCGCGGAGCCGCAACUCACCGUCCAGCCAGCGACAAUUCAAAGCGACAAUAGCGCGUGGAAGCCGAUGAUAUCUUAGAUCCUAGUGUUCUUCCUUCGGAGUACCUGACAUCCUACUUUAAUGAAGAUUCCAAAUCACGUAUUUCGCGACGUUCGUAUUUCUUACGCUAAUCUCUACGCGAUCGUGAGAGAGUAUUAUUUGUUAGAGUUAGAGGGAUAUGUAAUACACGAUGCUCUCUGCAAUAUGGGAUAUCUAUAGGUCAACUAUGUACCUUUGAGAUUAUUCUGAAUUUAGAAAAUUUAAAUAAGAGGAAAAAAGAAAGUGUGAAACACACUUAGUUAAAUAUUUAAAAUAUAAGAUGCCGCGUAAAAAAUUUUGGCUAUAAACAGACUUUAUUUUGUAGGGUACUUAGUAUAAAACUCUAAAUAGAUAUUGUAUCUCUAAUUAAUUUCUUUUUAUCGUUAAAUCGUUUGAUAGGCAAUGAUAAAUUUUUAUGACGUAUUUUCUCGAACAAUUCCUUAUAUAGCAAGAAAAAAAGGAAUUAGGGUAGAGGACGUAUUAUGUACGUAAAUUUUCGUUCGGUGGAGUAUUAUGGCCACAAUGGGCAGAUGCAAUGAAAAAAUUUUUUUUUCUUUAACAGAUUCGUCUCGACCUGAUAUUUAUUAGUCGUUAUCUCUAUGAAUUAUUUAUAAAUUAUAUUUAAGGUUUAUGAUGUUCGUUUUUUAUAUCACCAAUAAAGUAUUCUUAGAUUGUUUUUCUGUCUCAACAUAUCUAUUUCAUUGUUUGACGUAGGCUUGAUUCAAUUAUACUACACUUCACUAUAGCCGGCAAGAGAAAGCGUUCGAAAUUUUAUUUGUAAUACAAGCAAUGCCAAUCGUUGAUACCGUAAAAUAUGCAUGAUCACAAUUUACUUGCUGCAAUUUAUUAGGAUCAGCGAUCUGUGAAUACAGUUUCACAUUUUGGAAGUCAAAAACUUCUUCCUUCCCGUGCAGCUUUUUUUUGUGCUAGGGUAAGUGACCAACGAUUCGCAACAAAUCGCAGAUAUUGGGAUUUUUAUUUUAUGCGAAACCAAGAGGAAAUGUA